AUGUUCUUUCCAUCUGCUCCUGUUCUGCCUCUGCUCAUCGCUCUGGCUGCAGCCCAGUCACGAACCUCCUCAAGCUCGACACGCCGCACAACUACUAGCACCAUCAAAUGGCAAGCUUCGGGUGGCGUUUCUUGUCCUCACCCCGCGGUCAACACCAUUUGGCCCUCUCCUACGGGUAGUACGUCUUUUCCCACGGCAUCUGUCAUUCCGGCCAACGCCGUGUUUGACGGCAAGAUGGCUGUUUUCGACCGUAGGGGCAGCGCCGGAGACUGCAAAGGCCAAGCAGAACAGGACGAGGCUGCUGCUGUCUUCAUCCUCGAACCAGGUGCAACCUUGAAGAACGCCAUCAUUGGUCCAGCUCAAGCUGAAGGCGUUCAUUGUCGAGGCCCAUGCAACAUCGAGAACGUAUGGUGGGAGGAUGUAUGCGAAGACGCUGCCACCUUCAAGGGCAGUGGGCCAAGAUAUGUUCGAGGUGGCGGGGCGAGGGAGGCCAGCGAUAAGGUCUUUCAACACAAUGGGGAGGGAUGGCUGCAUAUUGACGGCUUUUACGCCAACAAGUUCGGAAAGUUCUACCGCUCCUGUGGCAACUGCAGUCAACAAUUUCAACGUCACGUAAACAUCACCAACUUCGUUGGCAUUCAGGGAGUCGUUAUGGGAGUCAACCAGAACUACGGAGAUACUGGAACAUUGUCCAACUACUGCGUGGCCAAGAUCGGGGUAAUUUGCACUCGAUAUGAGGGCUGCGUGAAGCCUUGCGAAGCAGGCGAGAUCGGAGAAGGUGCACUGGCUCCUUACUGCGUUGUCAACGGGCAAGACUGGUCUUGA
Colletotrichum karsti is the source of this 825-nucleotide messenger RNA. Its product is annotated as pectate lyase. Bases 1 to 825 code for a protein of 274 amino acids. Gene Ontology annotation, cellular component: extracellular region. The transcript is spliced from 3 exons. The record is from RefSeq and is a predicted model, not a curated record. Gene Ontology annotation, biological process: pectin catabolic process. NCBI's taxonomy places the organism in Eukaryota, Fungi, Ascomycota, Sordariomycetes, Glomerellales, Glomerellaceae. Gene Ontology annotation, molecular function: pectate lyase activity.